Symbiodinium natans is the source of this 1410-nucleotide messenger RNA. Lineage: Eukaryota; Dinophyceae; Suessiales; Symbiodiniaceae. The record is from the annotation of a GenBank genome assembly.
AUGGUCGCAGAGUUGCUGGCACCGCCUAGAUCUCCGCUGGGCAAGCCAAUGCAGCCACCAGGACGGCCGACAAAACGCUUGCGUCCACUGCCCUCAGCAGCGGAAAUGCCGUCAUCGUUGAAGGCAUUGCUUCUUACAGCUCUGCCGGACAAGCAGCAGUUCAUUGACGAGUGGCUGGCCGCGCUGGCCCAUCCCAAUGUGUGCAUCAAUGAAGUGGCAGACGUGCAGCGCCUCGAUCAAGAGGACAUUGCUGUGCUGCCGGUGCCUCCCCUGGUGAAAGGGGUGUUCCGAGACAUCCUGGCUUGCGAGGCAGAGAAGCAUCGUGAGCAUACAGAAGUGUUGAAGGACACCCUGGCACGGAGUGAGGAGUUUCUGGCACCACUCCGCGAUCGCAACAUGCAGCCGCCUCUGGCAGAGUCCAAGUAUUUUCAGGACCAGAAGAACUACAGACUCAUCCUCAAGAGAGAGGAGAUCGAGGCUGGUGUGCGGAUUGCGGCGAGGCGGAUUGAGACAUGGUGCAAAGGGGAACGUAUCGUUCUUGUGGCGAUCCUGAAAGGUGCCUUCAUGUUCCUCUCUGAUCUGUGCAAGAACCUGAUCCGGCCGUACUCGGUGUACUUCAUUGAGGCUUCCUCGUACAAGGAGAAGCGCUCGCAGUCAGGCUCUGUCGAAAUCAGCGGGCCAGAUGUUGCGAGCUCCAAGUUCUGCGAUACGACAACCAAAGCACCGCACAAGGUUGUACUCAUCGAUGAGCUGCUGGACAACGGUAAAACAAUGCAGGAAAUGAAGCAGUUCUUCCUUUCAAGAUUAUCAGCCACUCAUACUGAAAAUGAUGUCUUGACGGUGUGCCUCUUUAGCAAAGAACGCCAACGCGAGUGGCCAGAGGCGGACAUCAUUGGUGUCAGGAAUCUGCCCGAUCUUUGGCUGGUUGGGUAUGGUUUGGACGAUCGCGGAACAAAGCGCGGCUGGACGGAGCUCUUUGCCAUACCAAAGGUCAAGAUCAUUGAUACUUUUGAUGUGGACGAGGUACAGCGGCUGCUUGGACACCUAGAUGAGAACGCAAGUCUGACGGGCCAGAUGGUCUUCGCAGGCUUUGAGCUCACAUACUCGAACAAGCAGAGGUAUAGAGUUCAUGGAUUGGACUUUCAGGGGCCACUGCGGCUGAAAGGAGCGAAGGCGUCCCAGGCCAAAGCUGUCACGAAAAAGGACAUUCGAACGAUCCUGGAUUCAAUCCCACGGGUUAAAGGCAAGUUCGAGCACGAGCUCCAAUUUUCCUUCAUCCAGGAGAAUGUUGCUCUGGUCCCAGAGGAUGACAUCUUUGCUGGGAACAACCAGAUUUUUGCGGAGAUGCGCUGCCGGCUGCGAAGGCAAAUCCAAGCUGCGGCGGAACGUUUUGGCGUGAGGGGCCUGUAA